UAAAAUAAUCUUUGCAUAUGAAGAGUUAGAUUCUUUAUCAAUUGAUCUAUACGGAUUUGUUGAAUUGGAAAUUAUUGGAGACUAUUCAUUUGGAAAAUAUAAUAAGAAUCCAAAGUUACGGAUUCAAAAAGUUGAAAAUAUGAAUAAGGCUUUAGAAUUUAUUAAACGCCGAGGUGUAUCCCUUACAAAUAUUGGUGCUGAAGAAGGACUUACAGCUAAGGAAGGUCUCUUACUUUGGUGUCAAAGAAAGACUGCACCUUAUGCUGAAGUUAAUGUUCGUGACUUCACUUAUAGUUGUGCCUUGAUUCAUCGGCAUCGUCCUGAUCUUCUAGACUAUGACGCUUUAAACAAGUCAGAUCGGCAUUCAAAUACUGCUUUAGCAUUUGAGGUAGCAGCAACUAAACUUGACAUAACA
Molecule: messenger RNA, 415 nt
Organism: Scutellospora calospora
Lineage: Eukaryota; Fungi; Glomeromycota; Glomeromycetes; Diversisporales; Gigasporaceae
Source: the annotation of a GenBank genome assembly